GAGAGAGUGAGAGUGAGAGACGCAGGAAGCUAUAAGGGAGUAAGAACUGGAAAAACUGAUGACAGGAAGACGCAGAGAUAAAGUAAGGACACGUGUGACAGAAGAGCAGGUGGACUGGACAGGAGCCUGCAUUACAGACAAGGAUAUAUUUUAAAGGAAGUUUCCUAUGACUUCAAACCAGAAAGAAAAAGGAUGGGAUGUGCACUCUGUUUGCUGCAGGCCACAAAGUGGGUCAACACCUGAGAAGAGCAGCAGGGACUGAGGCAGUUUUGUCCUGCUAAGAGAGCACAUGAGAGGGGGGAGAGGAACUGAACUGCUGGAGAAACAAGACACAGAAAAAAGCAGGAUUGGAAAGAAAGCACUUGUUAAUUGUGAGCCGCUUUGAAACAGACACAUUUGAGUCUUCCAGAUCAUUAACCUAUGAACAGCAACACAGUUAAACUGGUUUCACAGGCUAAAUGUGGAGUAAUGUAACUGAAUUGACCCUGUCUACAGUAUAGGAGCGAGCACACUCAGAGUCAAAUACUCUAACCUCCACAAUGCAGACCCCAGGACCUGAGCAUGAUGAGUCCUUUGACUUCCUGUUUAAGAUCAUCCUGAUCGGAGACUCUAAUGUAGGGAAGACCUGCUUGGUUCAGAAUUUUAAGUCGGGGAUCUUCUCAGAGAGACAGCAGAACACCAUCGGGGUGGAUUUCACCGUACGGACCGUGGAUAUCGAGGGGAAGAAAGUUAAGAUGCAGGUGUGGGACACGGCAGGUCAGGAGAGGUUUCGGACGAUCACUCAGAGCUACUACCGCAGCGCACACGGCGCCAUCAUCGCCUAUGACAUCACUCGACAUGCGACCUUUGACUCUGUGUCUCACUGGAUUAAGGAGGUGGAGCUCUAUGGAGCAAAUAAUGUAGUGCUGGUUCUGAUAGGUAACAAAAGUGACAUGGAGAAGGAAAGGCAGGUUCAGUUCGAGGAAGCCUGCAAUCUGUCAAAGGAGAAAGAAAUACUAGCUGCUCUAGAAACAUCUGCCAAGGAGAGUCAGAAUGUGGAAGAAGCAUUCAUCAUGAUGGCCAGAGAGCUGCUGUCUCGUAACGGCCUCAAUGUCCAGCAGGACGAUUUGGAGAGAAACAACACGCCUCGAGUCCUCCUAAGGUCCAACUCUAGGCCGGUUAAUGGUAUCAUGACUGCUCAGACAUCAUCAGAGAAGAAGACAUGUUGCUGAUCACAACGUGGAGAGGACAGGGAAGUGGGCAAGGACACUUAUGGACAGAGAAGAAGAGGAAUGGAAGAAGACGUAUUGAUUUGGAAUAGGGCUGGACUCAAGACUUCAUGACGUUUUUAGAAACUAUGGAGGAAUUAAUUCUGCAUACUCUUUUGUAGGUUACCAAGUCGGAGAUUAUUGUUGGGGCUAAAAGAAAAUGUCUUGGCAUGUUAAGUAAUAGGGAAGUAAGAAACAGUGGGUACAGUUACAGCUAUCUUCUUUAUAUCAGCUAUACCUGGAUUGUUUGAUGUGUUUUCCAAUGAGUUUAAAGGUUGCACUACCAAUAUUGAUGCAGAUAUCAACAAAAUAACUUUUCCAAGAGUCCUCAAAAUCCGGGAUAGACUAUAAGAUGUUAUACCUGACUCUUGAGUAUUUCACCCAUGUGGUGCCGCUAUGACGAGAUGUGAUCUUCUGCUGCUGUGCUCCAGAUGAAAACGUCCUGGAGAAACUGCUACGAGCCAAAAGACUGUGAAUUAUCAAUAUUUGUUACAGUAUGAUGUGUUAUGUUGUCAUAAAUUAAUAUAAAAGGC
Molecule: messenger RNA, 1780 nt
Organism: Eleginops maclovinus (Patagonian blennie)
Lineage: Eukaryota; Metazoa; Chordata; Actinopteri; Perciformes; Eleginopidae
Product: ras-related protein Rab-19-like
Exons: 4
Coding region: 540-1211 (223 amino acids)
Biological process (GO): vesicle-mediated transport
Cellular component (GO): Golgi apparatus
Molecular function (GO): GTPase activity; GTP binding
Source: RefSeq, a predicted model, not a curated record